AUGGCUCACAAUUUGCCUGAGGAAAUCAUACAUGAUAUACUAUCUAGACUACCGCCUAAAUCUUUGAUCAGAUGCACCUUGGUGUGCAAGGCAUGGAGGUCCACGAUAAAAAAUCCCAGCUUUAUUCCCUCCCACCUCAACCGUACAAUCUAUCUUAAUAACCAGUUUGGCACCCACCUCCUCCUACUCCACUGUGUUUCUAGAGCUAUUCUUUCCAGCAGCGUCAACAUUUGGCUUGACGAGCCAAGGGAGAAGCAUUGCAAUUUGCACUAUGACAACCAUGCUUUUGAUGAGUACUGCAAGCUAGAAUUUCCAAUCAUUCCCAACAUGAAUAAAUUUCUUCGCGUGGUUGGAGUUUGUAAUGGGCUGGUGUGCCUUGCCGUUGAUAACGACCGUUUAGGUUACAUAUGCAUGUUAUGCAACCCGUCUAUAAGAAAGUCCAUGACACUUCCGAAGCCUCAUCUAUCCUUCGAGACCAUUGGCCCGUACGAUGCUUAUAUUGGUUUUGGUUUUGACGCUGUGACUAAUGACUACAAGGUUGUGAGACUUAUCACUGAGCACCGUGAAGAGCCGAAUACUUUUUAUGAGGUUUAUUCACUAGCUGGAGGCUAUUGGAGUGAUCCUCGUUCUCUAGAUCACGUAUGUGAAGUUACAGAUCCUCAUAAACCCCCGGCUUUUGUUAAUGGUGCUAUUCAUUUUAAGGCAUUCUACCGUUCGACAAAUGGUGGUUUUGAAUGGUUCAUUUUGGCGUUUGACGUGGGCAGCAAUACAUUUCGCAGGAUAAUGGCACCGACGGAUUUUGCAGCCUCAGCGUUAACGCAAGUGUCUAUAUCAGGUGACGGGAAAUCUAUUGCUAUAUUCAACCUUUGCCAGUCAUUUCUUGAUGGCACAUAUCUUGAUAUAUGGGUGAUGAAAGAGUAUGGCAUGGAAGAGUCAUGGACCAAACUGACAACUCCAUGUCCACCAGAUAUACAAAGAGAAAUUCCCUACAAGCCAUUAUGUUUUAGGAAGAGUGGUGAUGUAGUGUUGGUACCGGAUGGUCAUCCUAUUUAUUAUGGUGAUCCGUAUGGAAUAGUUUCUCUAGACCCUGUGAGCAAGCAAUUCAAAAGUCUUGGAUUUCUUGAUUGCGAAUAUUACUAUGUUGAAUCUUAUGUUGAGAGCCUCGUCUUACUCGACAAGACCGAUACAGUUUCUUACUGA
This is a messenger RNA of Malus domestica (apple), 1200 nucleotides long. Its product is annotated as F-box/kelch-repeat protein At3g06240-like. Lineage: Eukaryota; Viridiplantae; Streptophyta; Magnoliopsida; Rosales; Rosaceae. The record is from RefSeq and is a predicted model, not a curated record.